AUGCUGGUCAUCUUAUUACUGUUUAGUUCAACGUUUGUACAAGCGGAUGUUCCAUAUAAUUGGCUAUCAUUGGCCACUCUAAGCACAUCGGAAUACAAUCCCACUCGUCUAGAAACUGGGCAAUAUGAUAAAAGAUAUUAUGAAGAUUUAUGCAAUCGGUUAGUGGGAUUGAAUCCCAUUCAGAAAACUACCUGUCAGCAGUAUCCAUUCAGUAUGCCAUUCGUGGCACGCGGUAUACGAGAAGCUCUAUAUGAAUGUCAACAGCAAUUCAAAUAUGAAAGGUGGAACUGCUCUGAUUUGAGGGAGAUAGCAUCAACGGCUCAUGGGACAUUCCAAGACAUCUUAGGAAGAACGCUCAGAUCAACCACAAAAGAAACAGCGUUCCUCACAGCUGUUGCAUCAGCUAGUAUAGUCCAUGCUAUUACAAAAGGCUGCAACUCCGGAAAUUUAACUGAGUGCAGCUGUCACAGCAAACCUGCUCUACAAAGAUACGUGGAAACGGAUGCUCCUGUUAUUGGACGACAAGAGCAGUUCUCAUGGGGUGGUUGCAGUGAUAAUGUCCCCUAUGGUAUCAAAUUCGCCAAAAAAUUCUUGGAUGAAUGGGAGCUAACUCAGUUCGAUAAAGAGAAAAAUGUCAGCCAUUUGGUUCGAAAUCACAAUCAUUUCGUCGGAAGAGAAGCUAUAGCUCAAAAUAUCAGAAAGCAAUGUCGAUGUCAUGGGGUAUCAGGAUCAUGUGAAUUUAAAACUUGUUGGUUGCAAAUGCCGAAGUUCAACGAAGUGGCCACCAUGCUAAAGAAGCGCUACGAUCACUUCGCCGUUCAGGUAACGAAACGAGCAAAGAAGCGCCUCAGAAGAAAGGAGAGAAGCGAAAGACAGACACCUUUACGCGGAAAUGAAAUGGCUUAUGUUCAACGAUCACCCAGUUAUUGCGAACGGAACGAAACACUAGGCAUACUAGGAACAACAGGAAGAGAAUGUCUCCAAUCUUCGUACAGCACAGAAAGCUGCGACCACUUAUGUUGUGGAAGAGGAUAUAAUACAAGAAUGGAAAGACGAAAGUCACAGUGUCAGUGUAAAUUCGUGUGGUGUUGCCAAGUAAAAUGUAAGGAGUGCAUAGACGACGUUCAAGUCCACACAUGCAAAUGA
Auanema sp. JU1783 is the source of this 1146-nucleotide messenger RNA. Lineage: Eukaryota; Metazoa; Nematoda; Chromadorea; Rhabditida; Rhabditidae. The record is from the annotation of a GenBank genome assembly.